Molecule: messenger RNA, 5262 nt
Organism: Clupea harengus (Atlantic herring)
Lineage: Eukaryota; Metazoa; Chordata; Actinopteri; Clupeiformes; Clupeidae
Gene: ncoa5
Product: nuclear receptor coactivator 5
Exons: 11
Coding region: 2569-4638 (689 amino acids)
Biological process (GO): regulation of signal transduction
Cellular component (GO): nucleoplasm
Molecular function (GO): RNA binding
Source: RefSeq, a predicted model, not a curated record
UAGGCGUGGUUUCUGACGUAACGCGAGGGCCGGGUUGGAUGUCCAACUUCGGCUUCCUACCUUCGCUUUCUAGCUUCGCAUCUCUGAUUCAUCUAACUUGUUAGGCGGGCUGGGCUAGUUUGCAGAGGACAAGCGUCGGGUUUGGGCUAUCUGAAAAUCACAGGAUAGAGGUAAGGGACAUGUUUAGAUACCCUAACGUUGAUUAUAAAAGUGGUUGUGUUGUACUCGAAGGAGCUGUCAAGCAGGUCAGCCGGACAGGGCCAUUUCUCCUUUCAGAUUACAAGCUAGCUAGCUAACACGCUUUAGCUUUAGCAUGGUAGGAUGGAUGGCUAUUUUGAUUAGCUAGCUGCCAAAAUGAAGGAAGGUUUGUCUGCAAGCUAAGGCUAAGCUGGGUUACAUUUUAGCCAAAUAUAUAGAAUUAUGGUUUAAAAUAUUGGAUAUAUUUACAUCAAGUGUUCAUGGACUUGUAACCUUAACUACUUUGCCAGGGAUAACAACUGAUGUAGCGAUAACGCCUGUAUGCAGGUUAACUGUUAGAAUAUUUAGCUAGCCAAGUCAACCCAAGUUGUACUAUUUUGCUGGUUAGCCACGUAGCUAACUGUGAGUUCGUUUUUAGCCAACGAGCCAAAUGUAAACUCGUAGACUAGUGGUGAGGGGGUAGUGCAACUUAUCAUUUGCAGCAUUGACCUUGAAUAUUGAAUAGUCUCUGAAUACUGACGGCAGCUAGUUAGCGUGCUCUAGCUUUCCGCUGUGUUAGCUAGCUAAUGAUGCAGCUUAGCUAGUUAGCGAGUAUUAACUCUCCACAUAGCCAACGUUACACUACUAUAGUUUUCAUGUAGUAUAUAUGCCAGUACUGCCUGGUUACAACAUUUAGCAACGUCAAGUUUGAUCUAUUUAAUUCACCAACGUGAGAUUCACGAGUUUCAGCUUCGUGCGUAUGUGCUUGGUCAACACUAAAAUCUGCAAGCUGUAGCAUGGAAACGCAUGGUUGUUAGCCAGCAGGCUAAAGCGCACUCAAAAUGGACGUGGCCUUGUUUUAUCUGCCUGCUCUUAGUAACCUAGGUAGCCAGAUGUCUGAAUGGACCAGUUUAACAUUAGCUAACCAGUUGGUGGUAUCGAGUUUUGGCUAGCUCACACUAAUAUUGGCUUGGUUGUUACUUCAUCAUUAUUAAUCAGGUAGUAACAUUAUACCGCAUGUGUUGGUCCAUAGCAAGAUGACCGGCUUAUUUCCGAUAUUUUACGAGAAUGGUGUUUGCAACAUUAAAUGGCAUUCUGACCUCUGGAAAUGCAUUAAACAUGUUUGUGGUCUUGAAAAUGUGGAGGCUGGAAUUUGUACCUGAUUUAUGCACUCGCUCCAGACUCUCAAUAAUACAUAAUUUGGCUUGGCAUCAUUUGAUGGCCCAUAUCCAACACCCGUUCAGAGGCAUUUUCUGAUUUUCUACACGUCGAGCUAAACGUCAAGUGCUGUAUGGCAUCGCCAAGUAAUCCACGUCCUAAUUUUGAAUAUGUUGACCCUCGUUUACUGGGUUUGUCUACAUUUUGCACACGCAUUUCCCCGAAUUGGAUUUCUUAAACACGAAACUCUGUAUAUGAUCUUUUUGCUGUGCUUGACAGACCUACGGUAGGGGGAAAUGUAAAGGAAAUUAAUGGUGCAAAAUAUUAAGACUGCACUGAUUUUUGAAAGCAUGAUGUGAAGUUAUCUAGAGACGGAUCAAAUCCCAAACGCAUAGUUUCUGCUUUUGUGAGUUGAAAGAAAAGUUGUAUGUUUAACCCAAACAUGGAUAAAUGCUGUGGUUAUGCAGGCUCUCAGUUCAAUCAUUUGUUUUGAAUGAUUAGCAUUUGAGUAGGAUUUCAAAUCAUCCCAACAAACUGAUUUUGAAACUGGUGACAUUUAUCUGGAGCAAGCCAUUUUGGUCCUUCUCAAGAACUUAGCCAGUAGAUAAACUGGUUUACUCAAUAAGCAUUAGCUUUAAAUGGUAACAGACAAGACAAGACAAACAAGACCAUUGCAAAGCAUGUUUGGACAUUUGUAGGUCAUGGAGGAGAAUCAAGAAAAGCCCCAUGAUAUCACAAUACUAUAACUGCAAUGCAGUUAUGAAGAUAUUUUAUUUGCAUCCUACAGUCAACUGUGCAAGAAACCAUUCUUGGUUUGCGUAAUAGUUUAGCACACAUUUAGGAUUGUCGUGAACCCGUGAAUCAUUUAUAUUUGGCGUCUGAUGCAUUUUUCUUCUUACGAUUUGAUAUUGCAGUACUGUGUAUAAAUACUUUUUCCAACUCUUAGUUUCCUCUGAUCCAAACCCAAGCUCAACCUUCAGGAUGCCUGCUUUUAUUUUGUGAAUGCUUGUCCAUUCAGCUGACCAUCAUACAUUUCCCCUGUUGUGCCAAAUAUUUUCUUUUUGCUGUGUUCCUCUGAGAUGGUUUAUCCAUGCGGAUCUCUCUUCUUCUUCCUCCCUGUUGAUCCACCAGUGAUUUCAGGACCUGUGAAAAGAAACUUAACCUGCUAAAUGCUCAUUAGCUCAUAGGGGAGACCCAAUUAGAGUUGAGAGUGAAUCAGUGAAACCAGUAGCGAUGUCUCGCAGAAGAAGCCGCAGUGCUAGCCCCGUGCGCCAUACCACCAACAGCAAUGACCCGCGCGACCUGGAAAGGAGGAUUUUUGUGGGAAAUUUGCCGACAACACUAAUGGACACGAAGGAUUUGGAAGAAGUGUUCAGAUCAUAUGGGAAGAUAAAUGCCUUGUCCAUCUUCCGUGGAUAUGGAUUUGUGCAGUUUGAACGAGUGGAAGAGGCCGAGGCAGCAAAGGCGGGACAAAACGGUCGAUUUUAUAAAGGGUAUAAACUAGAUAUAAAUAUGGCAGCGGAACGACGACACAGUAAAGCUCAAUCCCGGCCGAGCCCUCCUCGAAGGCACCCGUACAGUGGGUAUGGGGAUGGCAGGGAUGGCCGCCCUCGGUCACGCUCCCCUAUGCACGGUCGUGAGUCACGAGAUCACCGAGAUGGCCGUGACCUGAGGGAUCCCCCCCGUGAGCCCUCACGAGAGCCACGCCCUGGACCCCCCCGUGAGCCCUCACGAGAGCCACGCCCCGGACCCCCCCGUGAUCACGGACCUCCACGCGACCAUGACCCCCGAGAUCCUGCCUAUGAGCGCUACCGGGGCCCUGAGGGCCGAGAAAAGGACCCUACUUUCAGGGAUGAUGCUUAUGAUCGCCACUACCGCGUGGAUGAGUACUACCGCAAGAAGGAACCAUACAGAGAGCCUUACAGAGAGCCAUGGAAUGGUGGCCGCCGGGAACCGGAAGAGGAUCGUAUACGAGAGAGUGAGUGCAGAAGAAACGAGCUCUACAGGCAGUACUACGAGGAGCUGCAGCGCCGCUAUGACACGGAGCGCCCUGUCGACUGCUCCGUCAUCGUGGUCAACAAGUCACAGAAAGAGUACGCCGAGACGGUGGGCAGGAAGGCGCGUGACCUGGGCAUGGUGGUGGACCUGAUCUUCCUGAACACAGAGGUGUCGCUGUCGCAGGCCCUGGAGGACGUGGGGCGCGCACACACCCCGUUCGCCAUCAUAAUUACCCAGCAGCACCAGGUGCACCGCUCCUGCACCGUCAACAUCCUGUUUGGCACGCCGCAAGAGCACCGGAACAUGCCCAUGCAAGACGCCAUGGUGCUGGUCGAGCAGAACUACCACGCCUACAAGGCGGAGCACCGCGACAAGGAGCGCGAGGAGAUCGCCGGCAAGGCCGCCAAGAUGGCCGACGAUGUGCUGUUGAGAGAGCUUGACCAAGAAUCACACCCAGUCUCCCUUCUGUCCACAGUCACACUACUGUCAGAGAACAGGUUCCUAACCCCCGAGGAGCUUGACCACCUUAUUGAGUACCUGCGGGACAAACGGGAGCGUCUGGUUCGAGGCAGUGCUGAUCCCCACACUGGUUCUCACGCUGUUCAUGCGGCUCCAGCGAUGCCCCAUGAAACCAUGCCCCCUGCCCAGCCCAUGCCCAUGCCCAUGUCUGCCGUGUCCCACCAGCCCUCGGGCCACCCGCCCCCCUCCAUCCCCUCAGCCAACCACCAGCAGGAGCUGCAGGCCAAGAUCCUGAGCCUGUUCAACAGCGGGGCGGGAAGCUCGGUGCCGCCCCCUGCCAGCUCUGCCGUGCCCCCGCAGCCCCAGGGCUAUGGCUCCUCGCUGGGCGCCCAGUCGGCCAGCCUGCCCCCCUCCCACGCUAGCGUGGGCAUGGCCAAGAUGAGCCCGUCCUCCACCCCGGGGAUGAUGGGGGCACGGCCCCCGCCCCGCCCGCAGGUAAGCGUGCCCCCCACCAGCUACGGCCUCCCCUCGGGCCGCAUGGCGGCCCCCCAGAGCGCCCCGCGCCCUUCGCUCUCCACGGGCACCGGCAUCAACUUCGACAACCCCAGCGUGCAGAAGGCCCUGGACACUCUCAUCCAGAGCGGCCCAUCCAUCAACCACCUGGUCAACUCUGGCAGUGCGCCCCCCGCUGCCCCACGCCCUGGCAUGGGCCCUGGAAUGGGCCCUGGCAUGGGCCCUGGCAUGGGCCCUGGCAUGGGGCCUGGCAUGGGCCAAGGCAUGGGCCAAGGCAUGGGCCAGGGUAUGGGUCAGGGUAUGCCAAUGUCCCACUACCCCCGCCAUUACUGACUGCCCCAACCCCCACCCCCGCCACAAUGGACCGGAGGGGUAGAUGGGGCUAGACUGUAACCAGUUGAAACGGCUUCUUUUUUUCUUUAUUUUUGCUGUUCCUGUGUCUGAAAUGGUUAGAUGGCUGAUGAACGCUCACAGGUAGCUGUUGACUCCGGUACCAGUCGAGGCCUCAGCGAGUCUGGAUCUGCUCCAAAGUUGGCUCUGAUCUAGAAAGCAGUGGUGUUCUGUGUGGGUUUAUUUUUUUCUUCCUUUUUUUUUUUUUUUUUUUUAGCUGUUCAUAAAUGCAUUUUAUUUUUAAGAAAUGCUCCUUUUCUAAGCCUGCACUGGCAUGUGGAAUUUUUUUUUAAUGAAAAAGCCGUUCUAGUGACUUCCCUGUUUUGGCCGUCAUUUUUGAGUCAUAGAAUUUUGGCAACUAGAUUGCAUUUACAGAUUGACUGUGCAUUAACUGUGAGCCCUUAAUUUAGGCAAUUCUGACCAGUAAUGUUGCUUUUAUACAUUCUUGUGACUUUGUAAAUAUUUGAAGAUCUGUGUCACUAAAAUAAAAAAAGUAAGCGUGUGAAGGAUAUCCUGUGGUUUCCUGUGAACGUUGUCAUAAUAAAGCUUUGUACACAGAAGCUGUAA